AUUGACAACACUAAUUUUGCAAAAAACAUAUAUACGAAAGGGUUUUUAGAAUAUAAUAAAAAUUAAAAUUUUAAAAACCACGUCCACGCUGUGUUAGUGAAGUUCAGGGCUUAUGUCGUUAUAGGGUAAACAAAACGGCCACCAAAAUUUAUUCCCAAAGGCGAUUUCGGAAAAUACUGAUAAUGACACUGGUUGGUUUGGCAGCCAGGAAGCUUUCCUUAAAGAAAAGAAAUGCCAAGUUAGCGGCCGCUUUUCCCAAUGGUGUACGUUGCCAAAAAUGCCUGGAAUUUGGCCAUUGGUCAUACGAAUGCAAAGAGAAACGCAAAUAUGUACAUCGUACCUCUAGGACGAAGCAACUAAACAAGAAAUUGCAAGAAAAAAGUCAGGAAAAUAUGGCUAAUGGGGUAACUAACGCCUUGGACAUGGCCAACAUGACGGGUAAUAAGAAACAGAAAAAACAACGUCAUUCAUCUUCCGGUUCAUCCAGUAGCUCAUCAUCGAGUUCUGACAAUGAUUCAGAUUCUUCGUCGGAUGGUGAAGAUGGAUCAUCAACUGGUUCGGGUUCAUCCGGUUCCAGUUCUUCAUCAUCGGAUAGCGAAUCGGAUAGCUCCAGCGACACGGGAGAGUCCGGUUCAUCCAGUUCGGGAAGUUCAUCCAGCAGUUCAGAGGACGAAGAUGAGACAGCACCACCAAAGAAUAAAAAAUCUAAACAACAAUCAUCUGAUGAUAGUUCUGAGGCUUCAGAUGAUGCUGGCGAUCUAUAGAGAGAGAGAGAGAGACGCAGGACUAUAAAUUGUAAAAUUUAGAGUUAUAAUAAUAUGUAGUACAUAGAGGUGUAAGGAGAGCACAUGAUGAAAGCUUGGUAAGGAAAAGCAUUAGUCUCCAAAGGAUAGGUAUACGAAAAAAGGAAACCAAAAUGGCAACAUGAAGCAAAAGGCAAACAUCUCAUGAGGAUGUGUUUCUAUAAAGACAAGGUUGGUUAUAACAAUUGUGGAGAUGUCAGUUGUUUGGUAAUAUAAUUUUUUUAUGCAGAUUACUUGAGACAUUUGUGUGUGGAUUUUGACGAGGAUCGACAACUUACAUGCUUGUAAAACUCCUCUUCAAAAUGGUCCGCAACGCUUAUUUUGCACUUGGUUAUGUAUAGAAGGCCUCUAGAUCACUUUUAUUUUAUAUGAGAGAAAUCUUUUUACCAUUCUUGGACAAUAGUACAAAUUUUGAAUGAAUUUUCUUUUUACAACCUAAA
This is a messenger RNA of Stomoxys calcitrans (stable fly), 1243 nucleotides long. Its product is annotated as zinc finger CCHC domain-containing protein 10. Gene Ontology annotation, molecular function: nucleic acid binding; zinc ion binding. The record is from RefSeq and is a predicted model, not a curated record. The transcript is spliced from 2 exons. The coding region runs from base 183 to 764 and encodes 193 amino acids. NCBI's taxonomy places the organism in Eukaryota, Metazoa, Arthropoda, Insecta, Diptera, Muscidae.